This is a messenger RNA of Macrosiphum euphorbiae (potato aphid), 309 nucleotides long. Lineage: Eukaryota; Metazoa; Arthropoda; Insecta; Hemiptera; Aphididae. The record is from the annotation of a GenBank genome assembly.
AUGGAAACUGAAACAGAUAGUAUGUUAGGAGUACAAGUUACCAAGUUUGCUGUAUUUAAUGAAACCGAAGAGAAUUACCAUCGUUCUGUUCAUAUCUCUAUUGUGCAUUGUAUGUCUAGUCAUAUAGUUAUAUUGAUACUUUUACUAAUAAUGAUAAUUUGGUUUUGGUUCUUUGGAGACCAUGAUGAUCUAGCUCAUACCUUAGCCCAGGUGAAUAAAAAACAGUCAACAAACAAAUACGGUCAUUCAGUACAUGUCCAUGAAACCCAAAAAGAUUUUAAACAUACACAUAGCCAAACUACGUAUUAA